UAACGUCACUUUAUCUUCUCAGUUUAAUAUAUAAGGUAAAGUGUGCUGUCUGGCAUUAACUGAACUUACAAGUUACUUCGACAGUAAAGAAGUGCCAGGAAUAAACGCAAUUUUACACAAUUUCAUCCAAACUUUUUUCAACGAAAUUGAAAAAUAAAGGACACUAUUCAAAAUGCAUGCCAUUUUUCUUUUCACCAUUUUGCUCGUCGCAGCCAUCGCUGCUGUGCCGCCUUGUGAUAAACAUUUAUCACAUAAUAUCAAGGUAACCGAAGACCAAGAUGUUUGGGGGUCCGUUAUCACCACUAUUGUUACUAAUUACUUCAACAACCUCGCCACUAAUGGAUACGAUCCGUUCGAGCCAGUGGGUCCGCAGCAUCUUGAAGGCGGUCUUCCUGAUGGCUCAUUUUAUUAUGGCGGUGACUUUGAAUCCAUUCGUGUUGAGGGCCUUAGCAACGUCGUCAUCAACAGUAUGAGCACCCCCUUGAUUCCGACUUACGUAGACUUUGAUUUAACUCUUCCACAAGUACAGGUCUGGGCUGAAUCUGCUACUACUUCUAUUAAAUUUGCGGAUUACAACCUCGCCGCAGAUGGUAGUGGAUGGAUAUCUGUGACGGACGUGAAUGUUGCUGGUCGCGCUAACAUUCAGGUCGGAGUUCCGAUCCAGACAAAUGGCAUCAGCGCAGUCGUCAACGUCGGCGACAUUCAGGCUAAUGUACAGGGGAACCUCGGCGGUCUGAACGGGGCGAUAGACUUGAACGGUUUCCUCAACAACGAUGCAUUAACGUUCCUCCAAAACAACAAUGCUGAAGUAAACCGUAUUAGUGGCGAAUGGUUCAAGCAAAUUAUAGCUUCAGCUUAAUGUCCCUUCUUAGCAAACGGCCUGGAGCAAUUCGCUCCGUACUUAGCGUCGCGCGAACUAGAGGAUGGAACCUGCAAAGAUUUCAGAAAACAUCUUCGAAAAUCAGUUAUAGGUUUUUUUGAAAAUUUUAAAUUAUCAAUAUAUUCCUUAUGAAAUUGUCUAUUUUAUAGUGUUGGUUGCAAAUUUAAAUUAUGUAUACUUUAGACGUAAAUGCACGGAAUCAAUUUUAGUGUCAUUUUCAUUAUGAAAUUAACGAAACAAUAUCCACAUUAUAUACAUUUGAAACAAUCAAAGUAAAGAUAACAUAAUAUUGCAAAUAUAUGACGUCAAUUUAAUGUUUCUAUUGUAUUAUAAAUUUUAAAUAAAUUACUCCUAAAAAUUUGCUUGAGAGAGGGUCAUAAUGAAUUUCCAUACCUUUGUGGACAUAUGUUUAAAUGUAGAUUAGUUAGUUAUUAAAUGGUGAGAACUAA
Manduca sexta (tobacco hornworm) is the source of this 1329-nucleotide messenger RNA. RefSeq lists its product as uncharacterized. Bases 173 to 859 code for a protein of 228 amino acids. The transcript is spliced from 8 exons. The record is from RefSeq and is a predicted model, not a curated record. Lineage: Eukaryota; Metazoa; Arthropoda; Insecta; Lepidoptera; Sphingidae.